AUGCAUAUUUUAUCUUGGAAUGUUAGAGGGCUGAGUAGAUUAGAAAAAAGGGGGAAAAUUAAGCAGCUGGUGAGGGAGAGGAAUGUGGAUGUUUUAUUAUUGCAAGAAUCUAAAAGAAGUUCGGUGGAUGCUAGUUUUGUGAAGUCUAUCUGGCCUUAUGAAGAGAUGGAGUUUAUGGGAGUGGAUUCGGAAGGUUCUGCCAGUGGUCUUUUGAGCAUCUGGAGGCCAGAGGUUUUUAAGCUUACUGACUGCUGUUGCAGUAAGAAUUUCGUUCUUUUAUCAGGUAUAUCUAGCCCUUCUUUUAUGUGUACCAUAGUCAAUGUUUAUGCCCCAAAUAAAGGUGUAGCUAGGAGAAAGUUUUGGGAGGUCUUGAUUGAUGUUUUUCCCCAUUAUCCAAGCCCUUGGUGUGUGGGGGGGGAUUUCAAUGAAAUCAGAUUCAUUAGUGAGAGGAGAGGGUGCUCCAGGCGGGAGAAGGGGAUGAAGGAUUUUAAUGAGUUUAUCAACAAAUUGGAACUAUCAGAUUUACCUAUGUUAGGAAGGCCGUUCACAUGGUGCAAUGUAGUGGAUGGGGAGAGAUGGAGUAGGAUUGAUAGAUUUCUAUUGGAUUCUAGGUGGUUAGAAAUAUUCUCCUUCAAGCAAUGGGGUUUACCUAGAACUGUAUCAGAUCAUUGCCCUAUUCUGUUGAAGGAAGAUGAAAGGGAUUGGGGACCCAAACCAUUCAAGUUCUUAAAUCCAUGGUUAGCUCACCCUUCAUUUAUGCCUGCAGUCAAACAGAUUUGGGAAAAUAAUCAGGUGUCAGGUUGGGCUGGGUUUAGACUCAUGAGGAAACUAAGGGAUUUAAGAUCCCAUCUAAGGAUAUGGAAUAAGGAGGUGUUUGGAAAUAUUGACGCUCUAUUAAAGUCUGCUGAGGAGGAGUUACAUGAGUGGGAUUUGCAGGCAGAGUCUGGGUCUCUGGAUGAUGCAGGUAUUAGAAGUAGAAGAGAAGUUAGAAGUCUGGUGUGGAAAUUAUGCAGAGAUAAGGCAAGGUUGUGGCAUCAAAAGUCCAGGGUGCUCUGGGCCCAAAAUGGUGAUAAGAACACUAGGUUUUUCCACAUUAUGGCUUGCAGUAGACAAAGAAAGAACUUGUUGGACUCAGUGUGUGUGGAAGGGGAGUGCUUGGAGGAACAUGCUCAGAUUAAACAGGCUGUGGUGAGGCACUUUAGCAAGCAGUUUAAGGAGUGUUAG
Messenger RNA from Camellia sinensis, 1224 nucleotides. NCBI's taxonomy places the organism in Eukaryota, Viridiplantae, Streptophyta, Magnoliopsida, Ericales, Theaceae. The record is from RefSeq and is a predicted model, not a curated record.